UGAUUCAUUAAUUCUUGGAUUUUAGGGGCUCUGGGUUUUCAUUAGAGAAGUCAUUUUGUCUUAAAUGGGGUUUGUUGGAAAGAUGUGUCAGUGACAUGAAGAAGACGAACAACAACAAUAUGCUUGCAAUAAAUGUUUUUACCUUCAUCUAACACCACACACAACUAGUGUUUUUUCAUACCUUUCAGAAAAGUCACUACAGUGAACACGAGGAGAUUCCUCAACACAGAACAAUGUCUUCUUCUUUGAUCUUCACUCUCAUUCUCUUACUCAGCCUCUAUUCCUCCUUCUCUUCUGCUUCUCUACAUAAUGCUACAGACAAAAGUGUGACUCUCCGGCCUCAAAAUGAGAUUAAGAAGCUGAAACUCAUCAGAGAACACCUUCAAAAGAUCAAUAAACCCGCCGUUAAGACCAUUCAGAGCUCAGAUGGAGAUAUAAUAGAUUGUGUUCCAUCUCAUCACCAGCCAGCUUUUGAUCAUCCCUUGUUACAAGGACAAAGACCAAUGGAUCCCCCAGAGAUGCCCAAAGGGCAUAGCCAAGAAAAUGAAUCCCAUGAAGAUUUUCAGCUUUGGAGUUUAACCGGUGAGUUUUGUCCAGAAGGUACGAUCCCGAUCAGAAGAACAACGGAGCAAGACAUGUUACGAGCAAGUUCUGUCCGUAGAUUUGGUCGGAAAAUAAGGCGCGUGAGAAGGGACUCGAGCAGUAAUGGCCACGAGCAUGCGGUGGGAUACGUAUCGGGAAGUAAAUACUACGGAGCAAAAGCGAGUAUAAACGUGUGGACGCCACAUGUAAAUAGCCAAAACGAGUUUAGUCUAUCUCAGAUUUGGGUCAUCGCCGGUUCUUUCGCCGACGAUCUUAAUACCAUCGAAGCUGGUUGGCAGGUUAGCCCGGAGCUCUACGGAGAUACUAACCCAAGAUUCUUCACCUAUUGGACGUCGGAUGCGUACCAGGCAACGGGAUGCUAUAACCUAUUGUGUUCUGGUUUUAUUCAGACAAAUAAUAGAAUUGCGAUAGGAGCUGCUAUUUCUCCGGUUUCGUCAUAUAAAGGUGGACAAUUCGAUAUAAGUCUAUUGAUAUGGAAGGACCCAAAACACGGGCACUGGUGGCUCCAAUUCGGGUCGGGUACACUAGUCGGGUAUUGGCCGGUAUCUUUGUUUACGCACUUGAUGGAGCAUGGGAACAUGGUCCAGUUCGGUGGCGAGAUAGUGAACACACGACCUGAUGGUUCACAUACUUCGACUCAAAUGGGAAGUGGUCAUUUUGCGGGCGAAGGUUUUGGAAAAGCAUCUUACUUUAGGAAUCUUGAGGUGGUAGAUUGGGACAAUACUCUUAUUCCGAUAUCUAAUCUUAGAGUUCUUGCGGAUCAUCCGAAUUGUUAUGACAUAAGAGGAGGAGUUAACCGGGUUUGGGGUAACUAUUUUUAUUAUGGAGGACCUGGUAAAAACUCGAAAUGUCCAUAA
Messenger RNA from Eruca vesicaria subsp. sativa (arugula), 1460 nucleotides. Lineage: Eukaryota; Viridiplantae; Streptophyta; Magnoliopsida; Brassicales; Brassicaceae. The record is from the annotation of a GenBank genome assembly.